CAGGAGAACAAAAUUAGUUUCCGACCAAAAUCGUACAUAACACAACAGACACUCAUAGAUUCAAUUUCGUCUUGAAUAGACUUGCAAAGAAGGCCGAUAGUACAACUAUGGAAUUAAAUUUGACAAUUUGUGCAUUUUGUGUAUUGACCUUUUCGGUGACGGUACUAAACGGUUUUCCAAAUGGCGCGCCAGCGGAUGCGUGCGUGAAGAAACGCGUGAAUCAGCCCCAUCAUGGUGAAGCACGCUCACAGCCUUUACAUACAAAUCCUUUUGAAGUGGUAGCCAGCGCACAAUACUAUCAUCCUGGACAGGAAAUUUCUGUUGUAAUUUAUCCUCGUGAUCAGAAUAAACUUUUCCGCGGUUUCCUCAUACAGGGCCGUGAUGUGGAAUCAAAUGAAUGGAUUGGUGAAUUUAUACAAAGCGAAAAUACAAAUUCCAUUCCAGAGUGCUCAGCUAUAACACAUUCAGAUAAUCGAGACAAAUUGGGUGCUAAAUUCAUAUGGAAAGCUCCGCAACAUAAACGUGGUCGCGUUUACUUCACCGGCACCGUUCUUCAAGACUAUGGUACAUUCUGGAGUGACAUUGUUGGAAAGGUUCAAGCUGAAUAA
Messenger RNA from Teleopsis dalmanni, 608 nucleotides. Its product is annotated as putative defense protein 3. The record is from RefSeq and is a predicted model, not a curated record. The transcript has 4 exons. The coding region runs from base 108 to 608 and encodes 166 amino acids. NCBI's taxonomy places the organism in Eukaryota, Metazoa, Arthropoda, Insecta, Diptera, Diopsidae. Gene Ontology annotation, molecular function: oxidoreductase activity, acting on metal ions.